AUGCCUUCCCUCCCAAAAGUGGUGCCCACCAACACAUUGAUCUUGCUGCUACCCUCGCGGCUGUUCGACGCCGACCUCUUGCCGAUGUUCGAGACACACUUUCACUCGUAUGGGCGACUCGUCUCGUGGACAUCUUUACGCAUGCUCGGCCGUGUGCUGGUUGUCUAUGAAGACGUGCAGGGCGCUACCCUGGCGCGUCGCGAGAUGAACGGCUUCGUUUGGGAGGAUGACGACGACGAUCAAGCCGUUGUCGCUUGCAAUCACCCAGCUACGAGUCCUGCCAAGGUCAAGCAGCCCCCGUCCAUGGCCGCCGUUCUACACCCAGACACUUCCCGACCUCCCAGGUGCGUGUCUGUGCCCUUUGCGGUUGCGGUGUAUGCUCGUCGACCGGAUGAGAUCCGUCCCAGCGGGCUCGUGCUCCGGCUCGAGCCGCUGGCGCACCACUUUGGCCUCGCUUCGCACUGCUUCGCACGCCGCCCCAAAGAACGUCUUGUCGCGGACCGCUGACGCGCGGGUUCUCCUUCGCCCCCUCACUCUCACUCACACGCUCUCUUGCAUCGCCACCGCCCCUCGGCCACCGUGUCGUCCGCAAUGCCACACAAAGGCAGCAUGAACCGCUAAGGGUGUUCUUCGGCCCCACCCUUGCGCUGCCCUUGCCCUCGCUGCACUCGACCCUGCUUUCCGUACCCGCGCUAUCUCGAAAUUUUCUCAUCUCGCCUCCAGGCUCACCGCCGGUCGGAUGGGAGCAGACGCUGGAAGAAGCUCCCAAUCCUAACCCGCUACCUGAAGGAGGAGACAUCGAUCAUGGCUGGGCCUCGGAACUAGCUCGUGCUCUUCGGUAUAUCAGCGUCGACACCGAUCCUAGUCUCGAGCCUGACGCAGAUCGAGUCGGCCCCGACGACGACCUCACUGUUACCAAGCAAGGUGGUUCCGCUUCCGAUGCCUCGACCACCCAAGUUAUUGUACCUCCCCGGCUUCUCGAUGUCUGCCCCUCUAUCACCGUGUCAACUGCUGCCGAGAAUUCCAUCGAAAUGCCUGGCUCGCUCCCUGCACGCAACAUCUCUGCGGUCAAGGCGACCAUUGACAGCCUAUUGGAACGCAAACGCAGUUUCGAGUCUUUAUCCCGCACUCAGGCUGCUUCAUCACGACCAGAGUCUGUUAGCUCCUAUCAGCGUACCAUCUCACCCACGGCAAGGCCCCCACUGGUAAGCCAGGAGGAUUGA
Microbotryum saponariae is the source of this 1223-nucleotide messenger RNA. Lineage: Eukaryota; Fungi; Basidiomycota; Microbotryomycetes; Microbotryales; Microbotryaceae. The record is from the annotation of a GenBank genome assembly.